Messenger RNA from Corticium candelabrum, 2320 nucleotides. Its product is annotated as nuclear RNA export factor 1-like. The transcript is spliced from 23 exons. Bases 15 to 2132 code for a protein of 705 amino acids. Lineage: Eukaryota; Metazoa; Porifera; Homoscleromorpha; Homosclerophorida; Plakinidae. The record is from RefSeq and is a predicted model, not a curated record. Gene Ontology annotation, biological process: poly(A)+ mRNA export from nucleus. Gene Ontology annotation, cellular component: cytoplasm; nucleus. Gene Ontology annotation, molecular function: protein binding; RNA binding.
UUCGCACAGACAAAAUGUCUUACGGCGUGGACGCUCGCCAUCGUAUUAGAGGAGGACGGGGUGGCAUGCGGACCGUAUCAGCACCUAAUGAAAGUGGUAAUGGUUCGAUGCCCUAUCAACGGCGUCCUAACCAACGAGGCAGAGGGAACUGGAAGAAGAGAGGUGGAGGAGGUGGUGGUAGAGGAUACGGCCAAGGCGUUAUGAAUUCGAGAAGCCGUCCAGAAGCAGCAAUAGACGAGGAAGGCGAUCAAUUCAUGGCGGACGUUUCACCUCCUCAAAGAUUUGCACCGUAUCAGCGACAGCGUCGAGGUCAACGUCAAGUGAGUAGCAUGGAUAGUAGGAAGGACGUUGGUGUGAGGAGCAGACUCGGAUUUCCCGGAUCCGGUGGCUCGCAGGGAGUGAGGAGAAGCGGAUGGAAUAAAGUGACUAUCCCUAAUGGUGCUGUGCACAGUCAAGAGUGGCUGCUUCGACAGCUACAAAGUCAUGUUUCAGAACCUUUCACGCCUGUGGAGUUCCACAUUUGUGGAGAGCUGGCGGCGUUCUUUGUCCAGGAACAAAGAGCAGCACAAGAGCUGAAGCAGGUAAAAAUCCGAACAAGAGACGGGUCAAUGUUAACAGUCAAUGUGAAGCCAUCAUCUGGACCACAACAUAGAGAUGCUCAUUUUAGUCAGACUCCUUUCAAUCAGACCCAUCGGCAAGUGGGAAACUUAGCCGAAGGAGCUGGUUCUAUGGGAUAUGUAACACUGAGUGGGCAGCUAACACCUGAACAAGAAGAAGUACUCAAGUUGGCUUUAGGAAAUCGUUAUAACAUUACGACUAAUGCACUCAACUUAUCAGAGUUCUAUUUUGAUGAAGUACUGAAAGCACAUGGAAUGCGUGGCAUUGUUAGUCGAGCAGAUUUCCUUGACAGUGUCUUGAGAAUUAUUCAGGAUAGUUGUUCUGAGCUAGUCUCACUUGAUCUCAGCAACAACAGAAUAGCUAAUCUUGAUGGUUGCAUCAACAUUAGUUCAAUGCUUCCGAAUCUACAUCAUCUAGGUCUCGCAAACAAUUUAUUGAGAUCUGAGAUAGAGCUAGUGAAACUCAAAGACUGUCCAAAACUAGUGGCUCUCUCGCUCGAAGGAAAUCCUUUUGUCUCUCAGUUAUCAAGCAGCUAUGCAAGCACAGUGCAGAGUCAGUUACCAAAUGUGACGUCGUUAGAUGGUCAGCAGCUAGCUCCUAAGAUUGGGUUUGAUCUUCCCACAAAGACUGAGCUUCCUGAAGCCAAGUCGAGUUUUGCAAUCAACCCACAAAUUAAGCAGUUUGUCUACAAAUUUCUAGAAACGUAUUACAAUCUAUACGACUCACCAGGAGGGAGAGAAAAGCUAUUAGAUGCUUACACAGAUGAUGCUUUGUUUUCAUUGGCUGUGACAAGCGUACAAGACAGGCAUCACAAAGGACCGCCUGUAACUGAGUAUUUACAGCAUAGCAGAAAUCUUCUAAGAGUGAAACCCGCACAAAAGAAUGAAUUAAUAAGGCGUGGCAGACUUCAGAUCGCGUCACUUAUUCAUAAAUUACCGUUAACAAGACAUGAUCUGGGCACAUUUACAGUGGACAUCGCCUUAGCAACAGCGACUUGUACAUGCUUCACUGUUUGGGGACUGUUCCAAGAAACAACAUUCGGCAGCAGACCUGUGGUCCGGUGCUUUUCACGCGUUUUUGUGUGUAUUCCAUCCGCACUAGGAAGCAACCUGACCAUUGUAAAUGACCAACUCCAUAUACGAAAUGCCACACCAUUGCAAAUGAAGGCUUUUGAUCAAUUGGGACCUGUUCCACAACCGUCGUUUGAUCAGUCAUCAACUAACGUCUUAGGAGCGCCUUCUGGACUUGCUGUUUCUGGGGGUCUUGUCUCACCAACAGGGUUACCAAUAGCGGAACAGAAAUCUUUACCUUUGGCUUCAACGGGGGGAAUGGUUGGACUCAAUCCUCAACAACAGGAGAUGAUUAUUCAGUUUAGUAAAGAGUCAGGAAUGAAUUUGGAAUGGUCACAGAAGUGUUUAGCGCAAAACAACUGGGUAUAUCUACAGUCAGCGCAAGCUUUCACUGUGCUACAGUCGAACUCCAGCAUUCCACCGGAGGCUUUUGUAAAACAGUAGCUAUUAUCUAAUAGAACACUACUACAAGAAUGUGCUCAGUUCACCAUCAACAUCUGACAUGCAAACGUCAUUUCAGACUUCCCGUUGAUUUUACUGUUGCCCAUGGCUGCAAGUUGUUGCAAGCCGUGUGCUGUGUAAUCUAGUUUGUAAAUCUUCAUUUCGUUAAAAAAGUAUCAGAUGUCAAUCAC